Molecule: messenger RNA, 930 nt
Organism: Fopius arisanus
Lineage: Eukaryota; Metazoa; Arthropoda; Insecta; Hymenoptera; Braconidae
Product: NADH-ubiquinone oxidoreductase 20 kDa subunit-like
Exons: 3
Coding region: 86-745 (219 amino acids)
Biological process (GO): mitochondrial respiratory chain complex I assembly; electron transport coupled proton transport; aerobic respiration
Molecular function (GO): NADH dehydrogenase (ubiquinone) activity; quinone binding; 4 iron, 4 sulfur cluster binding
Source: RefSeq, a predicted model, not a curated record
CACUUUGACUACAUCGGAUUUUCGAGGCCCUGAGCAAGCUCAGGAAAUAUUAUAGCGUACGAACUCGUACGCUAAAGUUGCAAAAAUGUUUUCCUCACUAGCAAUUACACGUAAUCUCAGAACAGGACUUAGGAUCCUCUCGAAAACGUCUGAGACAUCCCUUGUCCCUUCGAUAACUCAAAUUCAGAAUGUCUCAACAACUCCAGAUACCAAAGCCGAUGCAGUUCCAGCGAAAAAGGAGAAAAUCCCUUACAGCCCCUUCCAGAACACGAACAACAUGGCAGAAUAUGCACUAGCUCGUGUGGACGAUCUCCUGAAUUGGGGACGUAAGGGAUCCUUGUGGCCGUUGACCUUCGGUCUUGCCUGCUGUGCUGUGGAGAUGAUGCACAUUGCAGCCCCUAGAUACGACAUGGACAGAUUUGGAGUAGUGUUCAGAGCAUCUCCUAGGCAAGCUGACGUUAUCAUUGUAGCUGGUACACUCACCAAUAAAAUGGCACCUGCAUUGAGGCGAGUUUAUGAUCAAAUGCCUGAGCCCAGGUGGGUCAUCUCCAUGGGAAGUUGCGCUAAUGGGGGAGGAUAUUAUCACUACAGUUAUUCGGUUGUGAGGGGAUGCGAUCGAGUUAUUCCUGUGGACAUUUACGUACCUGGUUGUCCCCCAACUGCUGAGGCACUAUUAUACGGUGUUCUUCAGCUGCAGAAAAAAGUUAAGAGAAUGAAAACCUCUCAAGCCUGGUACAGAAAGUAAUGAAGCAAUAAUGUAAUUCCUGAGUAAUCAAGGUUCAACUGGAUGGAUCGUUUUUGUAGUCACCAAUUAUCGUCGUAAUCAAAUCAACAACGAUCUUUCUUGUAUUUAAACAACAGUUGUAAUUGUAAAUUGCGACGAAACACCUGUAAAAUUGAAUAAAUUUAUGAUUGUUUUUUUUUUCUUCA